Molecule: messenger RNA, 1186 nt
Organism: Gavialis gangeticus (Gharial)
Lineage: Eukaryota; Metazoa; Chordata; Crocodylia; Gavialidae
Gene: STARD7
Product: StAR related lipid transfer domain containing 7
Exons: 8
Molecular function (GO): lipid binding
Source: RefSeq, a predicted model, not a curated record
GGGCUGUGGCGCCGCGGCCAGGGCCAGGGUCGCCCCGGACACACCGCCCGCCGCCUGCUGGCCGCGCUGGCUGGCGUUUUCGUGUGGGAGGAGCGGCAGAUCCAGGAGGAGGAGCUGCGGAGGUCCGCAGAGGAGAUGAAGCACAUGCGGGAGAUGGUCAGCUUCUUCCCCAGUGGCAGUGAGGAGCGGCCGGAGCCUGUAACGCCAGCAUGUAGUGAGCCCACCUGGGAGCUGGUGAUGGACAAGAAGCACUUCAAGCUGUGGCGACGGCCAAUUGAAGGGAACCACCUCUAUCAGUACAGAGUUUUUGGGACCUACACAGAUGUGACCCCCAGGCAGUUCUUCAAUGUGCAGCUGGACACUGAGUACCGAAAGAAAUGGGAUUCUCUAGUCAUCAAACUGGAUGUGAUAGAGCGAGAUGUGACCACUGGCUCAGAAGUGGUCCACUGGGUAACCCACUUCCCGUACCCCAUGUACUCACGGGACUAUGUCUAUGUCCGGCGGUACAAUGUUGAUAAGGAAAAUAAUCUGAUGGUGCUGGUAUCACGGGCAGUGGAGCACCCCAGUAUCCCAGAGGAUCCUGAGUAUGUCCGUGUCCGGACUUAUGAGUCGCAGAUGGUCAUCCGCCCGCACAAGACCUUUGAUGAGAAUGGUUUUGAUUACCUGUUGACGUACAGUGACAACCCUCAGACCGUGUUCCCCCGCUACUGUGUCAGCUGGAUGGUCUCUAGUGGCAUGCCCGACUUCCUGGAGAAGCUACAUGCAGCCACCCUCAAAGCCAAGAGGAUGGAGAUUGAGGUGCGGGACUACAUCUCUGCCAGGCCGGCUGAGAGCAGCAGCAGUGAGAGCAAAGCCAGCCUGCCCAAUGCAGAGCACAAGCCAGAGGGCACCCGCAGUCCUGCACAGCUGGGCUAUGCCUGAGGGCCGGCCCAGAUCCAGCCAGCUGGGAAGCUGGGGGUGUGAGACUCCUCCCCCUCUUGUCUCUGGACCCUUCCUCAUUCCCCAUCUGGAGACAGGAGUUUGCAUCUUGCCCCUGGCCAUGUGUUUUCCUGGCCUGUGAACUGUAGUGUCUGCAUCCUCCCUCUCUGUGCUCAUGGGCGCUGUCCUCGUGAAGCAUCUCCUCUGUACAGAAUGAACAGGCUUGCCCUCCCGCCUGCUUCUCUCCCUUCCACACUGGCUGGGGCCA